Molecule: messenger RNA, 956 nt
Organism: Hydra vulgaris (swiftwater hydra)
Lineage: Eukaryota; Metazoa; Cnidaria; Hydrozoa; Anthoathecata; Hydridae
Product: ankyrin repeat domain-containing protein 49
Cellular component (GO): nucleus
Molecular function (GO): protein binding
Source: RefSeq, a predicted model, not a curated record
GCAAAUAAUUUGAAUUUCAAAUCAUUAAAAUUAGUAAUAUUUAUAAACUUUUUUCAGCAAAAAUAUGAAAGAUUUAUCUAAUCAAAUCAAUGAAACGGAAAGUACUUCAAAUGAAAGAGGGGAUCACUUACUUCCAGUCCAUUUUUUGCCUGAAGGUAAAAAGUGUUAUGAUUGGAUAAAUGAAGAUAUUGAUGAAUCUAAAAGUACAUCGCUAUGCAAACAGUCAACAAAUAGCUCAAUUUACACUUUUGCAAGUAUAGGUAAUGACCCUGGAAGCAAUUCAGACAUAAACAGUGAUAAGAUAAAACUUUUUUUGAAGAGUGCUGAGAAUGGAGAUGUUGAUUUGUUAAAACAGCUUUUGUUUGAAUUGCCAAUUUUAAUAAAUUGUUCAGACCAUGAUGGUUAUACUGCAAUGCACCGUGCAAGUUAUUCAGGUCAUCUUUCGGUAAUCCAGUUUUUAGUUGAUCAUAAAGGAAGUAUUAGGGCCAGAACUAACGAUGGUUGGGAACCCUUACACUGCGCUGCACGCUGGAACCAUGUGGAUGUUUGUUCAUUGUUACUUAAAUAUGGUGCUGACGUUAAUGCGCAAACUAACGGACUUCAAACAGCACUUCAUUUCGCGUCUUUAUCAGUGGAUAAUGCACAACUGUUAGAAAUGCUCCUUUUGAGAGCAGAAAUUUCUCCUUACUUGAAAAAUAGUGCAGGAGACACUCCAUAUGAUUUAGCUUACAGGAGCGGUGAACAUGUCAAACUCUUUGAACUGGUGCAUGAAGGGUUGAAGGUAUGAAAAUGCUGGUUCAUGACGUGCCAACAAAAAAUUUAAAUUUUGUAUUUAGAUUUAAUAUCAAAUUUUUCAUAUUUUUUAUUUUUUUUUAUAACUCAUAUUUGAGUUUUACGAAAAAAUUUUCUUUGUAUAUUUUAGAUUGUAUAAAAUUCUAACAUCCAUUUAAAACGAA